This is a messenger RNA of Penicillium brevicompactum, 1482 nucleotides long. RefSeq names its product putative mitochondrial carrier protein. NCBI's taxonomy places the organism in Eukaryota, Fungi, Ascomycota, Eurotiomycetes, Eurotiales, Aspergillaceae. The record is from RefSeq and is a predicted model, not a curated record. The coding region runs from base 1 to 1482 and encodes 493 amino acids. The transcript has 2 exons.
AUGGCGGAAUACAAGUUGUCAUACGAGUCUCAACUGGAUGUUUACCACCCCUCUUAUCGCUACGAAGCCCACGACCCUCGCGAUUGGAAAUCAGCAGCCCUUCGAGGCCCAGCCCUUCCAGCACUGGGGAACGCGACUGCUGGUGCUAUCGGCGCAGCUAUUUCCAAUGUCGUUGUCUACCCCCUCAAUGUUAUUGUAGCCCGUCUACAGACUCAGAAACAAAAAGCCAGCGACGACCAUGAGAAAUCGGACGAGGAAGAAGAGUACACAAGCGUGCUUGAUGCAGCCCGCAAAAUAUAUGCACAGCAAGGAAUAUCCGGGUUCUACCCUGGUUUGGCACAGGAUACUUGGAAGACGGUUGCAGACUCCUUCCUCUUCUUCCUCGCAUACAGCGCCAUACGCCAGAAGAGAAUAGUCGCACGCGUUGGUGCGGAACGAGCAGCCAAGAGCAAGCAUAUCGUUCUCCCUGUACUCGAUGAGCUUGCUGUUGGUAUCCUAGCUGGCUCAUUUGCAAAGCUGUUUACCACGCCACUGUCAAAUAUUGUGGCGCGCAAGCAAACCUCGGCGGCACGCAAAGAGGGAAAUACCAAAGAUCUAUCAACAAGCGACAUCGCAGCCCGGAUUCGCUCUGAAAAGGGUCUUCUUGGGUUCUGGUCUGGAUAUUCGGCUACUUUGAUUCUGACACUCAAUCCUUCCAUCACUUUCUUCCUCAAUGAAUUUCUCAAACGCACCCUCCUCCCCCGGUCCAAGCGCGACAAACCACCGCCAUUCCUCACUUUCUUGCUCGCAGCCCUAAGCAAAGUCGCCGCGUCAUCAAUCACAUACCCCGUUUCCCUUGCCAAAACUCGAGCGCAGGUCAUGAGCAAUUCCAAGUCUGGCUCUCUAGGCUCCGAGAAGACGGCAUCAAGUACCCUUGCAUCUUCACUCACUCCUGAGAUUCUCUCCUCUAUUCUCACAAUAUCACGCACAGAUGGCAUGAAAGGGCUAUACGCAGGUUUGCAAGGUGAAAUCCUGAAGGGUUUCUUUUCUCACGGCUUUACCAUGCUGGCCAAAGAUGCGGUCUAUACCUCUAUCAUCAAGAGUUAUUAUGCCCUUCUCAUGAUUGCGCGUCGCUAUCCUUCGCCCGAAGAACUGAUUGAGCGCGCCCGUGAGCAAGCCGAAGAAUUCUCCGAGGUGGCGCGCGAAGGGGCGCGCGACCUGGCAGAGCGAACUAAAGAAGGUGCCGAGGAGCUACUGAAUGCGACUGCCGGCAAUGUUGCAGUUGAUAUGACAUCAAAUUCUGCCGGUGUAGCUGAUGCAGCGGAGUCUGCAAAAGAUGGAAUUGAUGCUUCCUCUGGACUCAAAAUUCCAGUCCCCUCGGUGCCUGAUGAAGUCAACGAGACGGCCGAGCUGGUAGGGGACUACGUCGAGGACGAAGCGGCCGAAUGGAAGAGCUUUUAUCAUUGGUUCUGGGAAAAAGAUCGAGGCCCGCAUCGGGAUUGA